Synchiropus splendidus (mandarinfish) is the source of this 3113-nucleotide messenger RNA. It is a transcript of the gene cnppd1, whose product is annotated as cyclin Pas1/PHO80 domain containing 1. Gene Ontology annotation, molecular function: cyclin-dependent protein serine/threonine kinase regulator activity; protein kinase binding. The transcript is spliced from 8 exons. The record is from RefSeq and is a predicted model, not a curated record. Gene Ontology annotation, biological process: regulation of cyclin-dependent protein serine/threonine kinase activity. Gene Ontology annotation, cellular component: nucleus; cyclin-dependent protein kinase holoenzyme complex. NCBI's taxonomy places the organism in Eukaryota, Metazoa, Chordata, Actinopteri, Syngnathiformes, Callionymidae. The coding region runs from base 203 to 1501 and encodes 432 amino acids.
UGUUUUUCUAGCGUCUUCCCUCUCGGUAGAGAGCUGAACCGCGCCCUCUGUUGGCUGACAUAAGUAGAACACCAGGCGCUUACAGAAGCCGCCAGAGGCUUCCGUCUACUCCGACGUCGGGGCGUGUUGCUAACUGGAGUUAGCGGCUUCCAGGCCACACGACUGUCUGUCUUAUCUCGUUCUAUCAAAUGUACUAGCAACUAUGGAUUUUGACGCCUUAUUUAGCGAGAAGGUCAUCCAGUUUUCGGACUUCCAGGAAUUCACGUUUGUUCCCGGGCACGAAAGGUUGACAGAACGAGUGAGAAAGCGGUUGUAUUAUGGUCUGGACACCGACGUCACCCUCGACGCCCUCUCGUGCCCCGUCACAGACAUUGCUGUGGAAAUCUUUCAAAAAUCGGCCCCAAGUCCAAUCCGAAAACUGCAAAAGAAAUAUGCUGCUCAUGUUUCCAGGGAGGCAUGCAUCUCUCCUUGUGCCAUGAUGUUGGCUCUUGUUUAUAUAGAAAGAUUGCGGCACAGAAACCCUGAAUACCUGCAGAAGAUCUCCUCCUCUGACCUGUUUCUCAUAUCUAUGAUGGUCGCCAGUAAGUACUUAUAUGAUGAAGGCGAGGAAGAAGAAGUUUUCAAUGACGAGUGGGGAGCAGCAGGAAAGCUUGACGUCCAAACUGUCAACAAACUAGAGAUGAACUUCUUGAGUGCUAUUGAAUGGAGCCUCUUCACUGAUCCAAAUGACCUCUUCGACAUAUUGAGUCAACUGGAAACACGCAUUGCCCAGCAGCAGGGGGUGAAGCGAGGCUGGUUCACCUACACUGACCUCUGUGUUCUGUUGGAGCAGUCCUCAUGGAGCCACGCCCUCACAGCCAUCUACCAACACUUUGCCAAGGUAUCGUGCAUGCUCGGGCUUGUCUACCUGACGAGUGUUGCCGGCCUCAUUGCCACCACCUCUGUGCUGCACCUGCUCUCCACCGGUGGCCAGACUUUGCGUCCCCCUACUACACAGUUAUCCCAUAUCCAGAGCGCCAACUUUGAACCCGAGGUUUCUGCUCCGGAACCACGCGUCCCGUGUUGUAAUCUGGCUAAUGAAAGUGCCAACCGUCAGACAUCCGCAUUCCCUCGGCACCACGGACAAAAUCCGCCAUCUGUGUCCACAGAGUCUUCUCUCCUUUGCCUGUGGGGGUCCCUCUUUGCCUCCAUGGGCCACAUACAUCCCGAUGAGGCUUCAGAGACGGACAAAGCUCACACCUGGUCGGCUGCUUCCUACUUCUGUCCUGGCUGUCUGGCCACUCUUCCUCCUCUACAGUGUGGUCUGAGAAACACCACCGCCCUCUGCACAAACAGGGCUCAUGGUAGUCAUCACGCUACGCUCAUAUCCACUAACCUCCUCAGAGCGGUGGGAGGUCUUAACUCACCCGUGGGCUUGUUCCCAGCUCUUCAACCUGGACCUUGUCCCCCAGACUCCAUGUUGCCUAUAGAUAAACGUCAAGCACUGCUAAUGCCCGGCUAGAGUUGAAGCCUAUGGUGAUGAAUUUCAUCUGCACUGCCACAAAGUGUGUGUUCCCAAACGGCUUUGUGAUUACUCCUACAACAUGUUUGCCAUAAAAUGUUGGUAUUGAGUUCAGCCUGACUAUGCGUUAGCUUGACUUGUCCGACGCAGAUGAGAAAGUGAACAGUUUAUGUUUGUGUACUCCAGCUGAGUAGUCGCGUGCAACAUGUCAACGUCUUCUGUUCUCAUUUCCAAGAGUUCUCAUCUAAAAUAAGUCAUUUUGUCUCACUCUACUUAGACCUUAUCUCAGUGCUGUGCCCUGACUUUCUGUGAUGAACACACUUUAAUUCUACUGGGAAAAGGGACAGCUUUAGUUAGUUUGAACCUAUCAUUUUGAUACCAGCAGUCAGUUAUUGCUGCUGUGGUUUUUGGCCAAAAACCCCACUAUAUUUCACUUGUCACUCAUUGUUCAGCGUGUUAUCACCAACAUGUUUUUGUCAUGCUGAAAUGUAAAAAAGCUGCUCGCAGUCGGUGUGAAACACCAGCUUCUGAGACUGUGACCCUUAAAAGUGCCUCUCUGCUCAUCCUGGUCCCGGACAUGAUUUUUAUGAAAAAUACUUUUUAUCAAAGCGUUCUUCAUCAAGUGGAAAAUUAAUUGAGCAGGUUGAUUUUUUUUCCUCAUCGCAGUAGCUAAACCUCAGAUAACAAUGUGAAAAGUCUCGUUCUGGAAGGUGCAAAGGCUUGUUGAGGACCUCUGAUGCAAAAGGAGGAGAGUUACAUUAUUGCAGGAUGUAGUCUUGUAAGUGCUUUAGCAGGGGAGGAGUCAUAUUUGACUGAAUAGUCUGAGCUUCUGAAUAACCACCCAGGAUCCAGUUCUACCAGCAGGAACUCAUUACAGACGCAUUUAAGCGCAGCCAUCGCUUUAGGACAUGUCGUUUUAUUGAUGGUACACACGCAGGCACGUCCUGUUGAAGCCAAGUUUGCAGUUGUUGCUAUUGAAAUUUUAGUUUUGACAUCUUUAGUUGUGUUGCCACCGUUUUUAUUCCUUGAAAACGUUUUGUGGAGAUGUUUCGCUGUCAUGGAUGUACCUUGUAGUGCGCUUUAAUUUUACGUCAUUUACAGGUUACACAGUCUAAAGCACUGAUUUUUUUGUUUUGUUUUCUGAAAACCACUGGUUAUAAUUGGUCAGAUUGGAUUUUCUCUGAUACCAGCUCGCUACUGUUAUUUGAAACCUUAACACUUAAACCCAACUCACACACUGUUUAAUCCACUAUUCUGGAAUUAGCUGAAUUUGUUUUCAUAUAUUUUGAGUGGAGAAUCCUGUAUUCCUUCACAUCUUUGUGCUGCAUACAUUGAACAGAAAUACAUCUACUCCACUCCAUCACUGUUUUGUUUUUCCUCUCCUGGCGUGUUUAUAUCGCUCCCUUACGAAAAACCACAGUAAUGACACAUUUAUGCUGGAGUUCCUGCGUGGACUUUCACAUCACUGUUACUGCUCCUGGUGUCUUCUUGGAUUCUGACUUUGAGUUUGUCAACUUUUGCAGUGUUUGAUACUUUGACACAAGAGGUGGUCUAGAUUUGUACAUGAUGUAAACCUUGUACAAACCCCACAAUAAAGAUGCUUUAUUCCUGC